Molecule: messenger RNA, 2888 nt
Organism: Menidia menidia (Atlantic silverside)
Lineage: Eukaryota; Metazoa; Chordata; Actinopteri; Atheriniformes; Atherinopsidae
Source: the annotation of a GenBank genome assembly
GUCAGUGACGUAUAUGCGACUAGAUUGAAUCCAACGCUGAUUCAACAUUCAAGUUAGCAAGCAUUGUUUGGAAGAUAAUAGUAUGUUUUACAAAAUCAAAUAGUUGUGCUUUCGGUUCUCCCAUAUAAGAAUAGUUGUUGUAUUUAUACACACUUCAGCAAUCUGGAUGAAAAUGACCGAUUUAGCAGAUUCCCUGACCAAAGAGGGCUGGUACCUCAGUGAUGAAGGCAUAGCAGAACUCAGAGGAUCUGCAGAGAAAAUAACACACAAUGACAUCAUUCGCAUUGCACUCGAUAGUGACCUAAGGCCUUUGGGGAGAAAAGUUCUACCAUCUGAUAUCAAUAGUGGAAGAACUGAGAGGUUUGAGGGGCCGUGUGUCCUCCAGGUGCAGAAGGUGAGAAACAUCUCAGCUCCUAAGGACAAUGAGGAGUCCCAUGGUGCCCCACGAAUGCUGCGCCUACAAAUGACAGAUGGACACACCACCUGUGUUGGAAUAGAGUUUAAACAUCUGUCUAAGAUCAGUCUCAAUACACCCCCUGGAACAAAGGUGAAGCUUCUUGGUGCUGUCCAGAUUAAAAAUGGUUUUCUGCUGCUCGAUGACUCAAAAAUUUCUGUCCUUGGCGGAGAAGUCGAUCAUAUGGUGGAGAAAUGGCAGCUACAAAGGAACAAGUUCCCUUUAUCCUUCAACCUGCAGAGUCUGGCCAAACACAGCAGGAGUAACAUUGGAGCAGAAGGUGGACCUCCUCCCUUUGUGCCAUUUGGUCAGAAAAGUGCAAGGAACGACGACAUAGACAGCAGAGACCUCGACCAGAGGAAGACCCUUCAGACUCUUCAGAACGUGGCGAAGAACGCAGACGAGAACGAUGAGUUUGAGAAGCAGCGGACAGCAGCUAUUGCCGAGGUGGCAAAGACAAAAGAGGGACCACGGUCAUUUGGUGGCGGAGGAAACGCAGGCAGUAAUUUGUCCAACGCCACCUCGUCUUACCGAAGCCGAGACCCCUACAGUCAGAGGAGGAGAGAAGACAAGGUUGAAAGACCACAAAGCAGACAGGAAGGAAACUACAGAGAGCUGGUGGAUGAACGCGCUUUGAGGGACAUCAUGGAGAUGGGCUUUAACAGAGCGGCUGCUCGACAGGCCCUAAUGGAUCAUAAUAACAACCUCGAAGUGGCACUAAACAGCCUACUGACCGGAUCUUCUGGAAGCAGACCAGGCUCUGUGGUAGCUGAAUCUAACAAGCCGGCACCCAGAGCCAGAGGAAGGGGAAGAGGCAGGUCCAGAAAUGACGAUGAGGAGGAAGGAGCAGGGGGAAGACCGUCGGGACCAAGCACCCUGUUUGACUUUCUGGAAUCUAAGAUGGGCGCUUUCUCCAUCGAUGAGCCGAAGAGGCACCAAGACGACAAAGCACACUUCUCCUUCUCAGAGUAUCACACCAAAGAAGCACCUCAUACCAAGUUCUCCUCGCAUAAUGAUCACAGGCAACAAAGGAAUGACAGACCGCCUCGCUUCAACAGGGACACAGACUUCCCCAAACCGGGCCAGGAGCCAGCCUCGAACUACGCCAGCUCCCAGACCCAGCCGUGGAAGAGCCAGGAGAGAUGGUCGCGCGGCGCCUCAGACCGGUUUCAGAACGACAGAAGAGAAAUGAGAGACGAGCAGAGUGCGACAACCAACCCCCCGGCUUCUGUCACCCAUUCAAAAGAACCCCAGCAGCAGCUGGAAUUCAGCGGACCGUACCAACAACGUUACCGAAAUGAAGACGGCGGAGCGAACGUGUCUGGCCCGUCUCACAGGAGAGGGGUGAAAGAGAACAGCUCCUCUUACAAACAGAACAUUUCUGAAGGAAGUGAAGAUGGUCACGUUAGUAACAAACACACAGAACGAAAUGAAGAAGCCAGCAACGGGAGGAGGAAAGGGAAGCUCGACCGACCAAACUCAGACCACUUCGAUCGGCAAAGGGACGGCGGGCCACUGAUAUUUAACUCCAAAGGGGGAAACUCAGGGACUCCUCAAGUAGUGGGAUUAACACAAGGCUCGGGAACAGUAACAGGGAACCCUUCACAUUUCCAAAAUGGAGUGCUGGAGAAUAAAAGAACUGGGCCCAUUAAACCACCAAACUCGUCUUAUCCCCCUUAUAGAGAUCAGGUACCCAAGAGAAACUCUUCUAAUAACCAGGGACCUAAAAAACGGACAGGGCAAGGCAAAAAUCAGGGCCCUCGAGGACCCGAAAAGAGUCAUUUCCCCGAGUUCAACUGGAGGCCUGGAGACCAGUGCCUGGCCCUGUACUGGGAAGACAGCAAGUUCUAUCAUGCCAGAAUAGAUGCCGUUCAUCCGUCUGGCUCUACAGCUGUGGUUGUGUUCAGCGAUUACGGAAACUGUGAAGAGGUCCUCCUGCACAACAUCAAACCCAUUACUGCUGAUUUGUUGCUGGUUGGCAAUCGGUUGCAGAAGAAGAGGAUGGCUACUAUGAUAGUUCACUUGAGUUUCGCCGGGGGGGAGAUGGGCAACCGAGACGCACAAGACCUACGCAACAGUACUACCAGCCACCCAGGGCGCGGGAUUGAUGCAUCUAGAAGUGAACAUGUCCCUCCUCCCUCCACUUUCGGCAACAAUCCAGAGUGCUUCCUGAAUUUUUUUAAGCAGCCGCACCAUCGGGGCAUACAGAACUUUUCAAAGGGCUUGCACACAAUGCAAAAAUGAAAAACACAAAAAUAACAUAAGCUCUUGUUUAUUUUGUCCAUGACAUAUCAACUGUAUAUGUUGUGAAGAUUUGUCAAAUGUAUGCACUAAAAAUGAUAAAUAAAUAAUAGGAUGUAGCAGGUUGGUUUUAAUGUGUAUUUUUCUGUCAUCAGACUUUGCGACAAAUAAAGUAAUUCAGGAUUGAUACGGA